This is a messenger RNA of Racocetra fulgida, 387 nucleotides long. The record is from the annotation of a GenBank genome assembly. NCBI's taxonomy places the organism in Eukaryota, Fungi, Glomeromycota, Glomeromycetes, Diversisporales, Gigasporaceae.
AUGGCUUCACUUCGAAAUCAUAUAAAAAUUCAUGAUGAUACCAUUGACAAACUUUUAUGGAAAAUCACUGAAGAAAAAGAGAAAAAUAGGUGUAUUUUAUGUCAGUCAAAUGAAGACCACCUUGCAAGAAAAAGUCUAAUAGAACUAGAUGUCCAACUUGAAGAUGAUGAAGGUGAAAUAGGAAUAGAUAGUCAGCUUGAAGGUGACGAAGAUAGAAUAGGAAUAGAUAGUCAGCUUGGAGAUGACAAAGAUGGAAUAGGAAUAAAUAGUCAGCUUGGAGGUAACGAAGGUAGAAUAAAAAAUCAGCUUGGAGAUAAUGAAGGUGGAAUACUUGGAGAUAAUAAAGAGGAUAUUUUAGAAAUGGAAGAAAUAAAUAAUCAAGUAACA